Exserohilum turcica Et28A is the source of this 1898-nucleotide messenger RNA. RefSeq lists its product as uncharacterized. The record is from RefSeq and is a predicted model, not a curated record. NCBI's taxonomy places the organism in Eukaryota, Fungi, Ascomycota, Dothideomycetes, Pleosporales, Pleosporaceae. The transcript has a single exon. Bases 1 to 1713 code for a protein of 570 amino acids.
AUGAUUGCUGCCCUCCUGGCCAUCAUCGCCUUCUGGCUCUGCACCGCCACGGCACGCAGCCCCCCGUCCAACUCCUCCGCGGCGCGAUGCUCCAAAGACCGAUUCCGCCUCCCCCACAUCAAGGGACUGGCCCUGCUGUCGAUCGAAGCACAGUUGGAGAGUCUAUUCCCGCCGGUAACAGACCAGUCGAUCCGAGUCGGCUGUUUCUGCAUGGUUAGUAUCAACGUCACGCAUUACGAUGUCGAUGACAAUGUCUUCAUGAAGAUUGGGCUUCCAAUGUCUUGGGAAUGGCAUGGCCGCUUCCAAGCCCAAGGUGGUGGCAACCUCGCCACAGGCAAUUUCGACCACGGCACGGCUCUGUUCGCUGGCUGGGCCGUUGGCUCCACCGACGGUGGUCAUCAAUCAGCCGACUGGCAUGACGCAUCCUGGACACUGCACGAAGACGGUACCAUCAACUGGAACCUGCUCGAGAAUUUUGCCUAUCGUAGUGUCGCCGAGCUGAUUGUCAUUGGCAAAGCUAUUGUGGAGCAAUACUACGGCAAGAAACCACACCACACAUACUGGAGUGGCUGCUCAACUGGUGGCCGGCAAGGCUAUACAAUUGCGCAGCGCUCUCCUGGCCUGGUAGAUGGCAUCCUUGCCACUGCCCCCGCCAUUGGCUUUGUGCGUCUUUUAACGGCCGGUUUCUGGCCUCAGCUUUUAAUGAGGACGAGGAACAUCUUCAUGUCAAAUUGUGAGCUGGAGUUUGUGAGACAAAAGGCCAUUGAGCAUUGCGACGUGUUGGACAAGGUGUGCGACGGCAUCCUCGAAGACCCCGAGCAGUGCGACUUUGACCCUUGGACCCUGGUCGGCGAAGUAAUCAGUUGCCCAUCCGACACGCCCGUCUACUUCACACAAGACAUGGCCCAGCUCGUUGCUGAUUUCCGCCAAGGACCAAAGUUACGACUGGGUUCGAAUGUACCAUCAGGCCUUGCUUAUGGUAUCCCGUGGACCACCUUGGCUAAUAUAAGCACGACUGAUGGUGUCCGCUCCAUUGCGCCCCAUCUGGCUAGUGCUAGCUGGCUCCAAAAUGUCAUGCUUCGAAACCCUAAUUACACCUUGACCAACUUGGAUGAAACCACAUGGUCGACACUCUUUUCUCAGUCCAUGUACGAAUUCGGCAGUCUUUUGAACGCGGACAAUCCAGAUCUAUCGACGCUUCGCGACUCAGGCACCAAGCUCAUGACCUGGCAUGGUCUCGACGACGAAAUGAUCCCCGUUCAAAAUACAAUCGACUACCGAAAGCGCGUAGAGAGCAUCAUGGGCGGGCCACGUGAGGUUGACAAGUAUUAUCGCCUGUUCCUUGCCCCGGGCGUCGAGCAUUGCGUGCCGGACGGGAAAGGCCCCUAUCCCAAGGAUGCGCUCAAGGCCCUAGUGGAUUGGGUUGAACGGGACAUUCCGCCCAAGAUACUAGCAGCGGAGCGGCCAUGCGACUAUUCCAACCCAAAGCAGAACCACACGAUAAUCUGUCGGGACCCGCUACAGACGAGGGACCUCUGUCUCUGGCCUGCAAAGCAAGUGUACGUUGGUGGAAACCCCCAGCAUGCUUUGAGCUGGGCCUGCGCCGACAGUACACCUACAAACAAGACUUUUGAGACGAUCAAACACGCACAACCCGACUCCGCGCGACUAGCUGUGGCUGAGCUGAUGGCGGGCAACACCAUGACCCUGUGAAAUGAAUGGUGCCCAUUGCCGCCCACGCCUGAUGACGCUGAUCAGCGCCCCCUUUAACGUAUCUUAGACGCCUAUCACAUGUUAAUUUCGGUAUCUUUAUUGAUCGACACUGGUAGAAUUUCUUUUUUUGCUUGUUUCGAGGCCAAGCAAAGCUAAGCUCAUGGCAGACGACAAUUGCAUAGCGU